Messenger RNA from Microplitis mediator, 2464 nucleotides. RefSeq names its product ABC transporter G family member 20-like. Gene Ontology annotation, cellular component: membrane. Gene Ontology annotation, molecular function: ATP hydrolysis activity; ABC-type transporter activity; ATP binding. The coding region runs from base 190 to 2337 and encodes 715 amino acids. The record is from RefSeq and is a predicted model, not a curated record. NCBI's taxonomy places the organism in Eukaryota, Metazoa, Arthropoda, Insecta, Hymenoptera, Braconidae. The transcript is spliced from 3 exons.
GGUAGUGCAGUCUUUCGAGUACACUCGACCCUUUCAGAUCACUCGUGGACCACAGGUGUUUUUUUGUGACCUAUAUUCACCGUAUUACCUACUCGACAGUUGGAAAAAGUCAAAACCUGGGAUAAAUAUCACCCGAAAUUGUCAAACGUUCGAUUAAACUUGUUUCAGACAAGUGUAAGUUAAUUAAUAAUGCUAUCGCAGCAUGAGGCAGUCGUCGUGAGGAAUGGAGUGAAGAAAUACGGCUGUGGUAAACCGAUUCUGGAUCAACUGAACAUGUCAGUGUCACGAGGUUCCAUAUAUGGACUGUUGGGAGCCAGUGGAUGCGGAAAGACGACAUUGCUGUCCUGCAUCGUGGGAAUCAGCUCACUUGACAGCGGAGAAAUCUUUGCACUCGGUGGACAUCCGGGCAGCAAGUCGUCAUCAGUGCCGGGUCCUAAAGUUGGUUUUAUGCCGCAGGAAAUAUCUCUUGUUAAAGAAUUCACUCUUCUUGGUGCGCUGCAUUACUUUGGGCGUAUUAAUGGAGUUAAAGAUGACGUUAUUGAAGAGCGACAUAUUUUUCUUGCCGAACUACUCCAGCUGCCGCCAAAGAAUCGGCUCGUCAAGCACAUGAGCGGUGGACAACAGCGCAGGGUUUCAUUUGCUUGUGCUCUGAUUCACGAGCCAGAGCUUCUGAUCCUCGAUGAGCCCACGGUGGGGUUGGAUCCGAUUCUGCGUGAAAAUAUUUGGGAUUUUCUUGUCAAUCUGACGAGACGCAAAGGAGUGACGGUUAUUAUAACUACGCAUUAUAUUGAAGAGACGAAGCUUGCUGACAAAAUAGGUCUCUUGAGACAUGGAAAAAUGUUGGCUGAAAUGUCGCCAAAUAAAUUGCUGGCAAAGUGCCGGUGUGAUACUCUCGAAGAAGCUUUUUUGAUGCUCAGUCAGAAGCAGAAUGACACCGAGGAAGAACGAAGACGCAGUCAAAUUAAUGGGGACAUUGAGUGUCUUACAGAAUUGGAAGAAAUUUCCCAUUAUGGUCUAGAUCUAAACGGUAAUGAAGCCAGAAGACAGUCAGCUAAUGGAUACCCAAGAUCUCCAGUGAGCUGCUAUUCAUAUCCCGUUGAAAAUAAAAUAAAUAAUAAAAUACGUUGGCGUAGAUUUCAAGCCCUCAUUAUUAAAAAUUUUCUACAAUUUAUCCGUCACCCAGGCGGCAUAUUAUUCGCGCUAAUUUUUCCCAUGCUCCAGGUUAAUAUUUUUUUCAAUGCAAUCGGUCGCGACCCUCAGAACCUCAGCAUAGCAGUUGUAAAUUACGAAGCAGGAAAUUGUCAUGCUGGAAAAUAUCUCGGACGAGUUGAUUACUCUGAGGAAAAUCACUGCGAGUUUGUUGACAUAAGCUGUCGUUUUCUCGACGGUUUUCAGCGUACGAUUGCUAAAAAUAAAUUUUACGGUGACAUAAACACCGCGAUUGAUUCUGUUAGGCACGGAGAGACUGUCGGUGCAUUGUUCAUUGGUAAAAAUUUUUCUCUUGCGUUGCGCGAACGUCUUGAGUACUUGGGAGCACAGGAAAUAAAUAGCGGUGACAUUGACGUGACCCUUGACAUGGGAAACCGCCAAAUUGGACUCUUUAUUGAAAAAAAUAUAUACAGUAAAUUUGAAAUUAUUUACAGUGACAUCCUUGAAGAAUGUAAUUUACCGCGAAGAUUAAUGAACCCGCCAUUAAAAUUUGAAAAGCCCAUUUUUGGUGACAAAAAUCAAAAGUACUCGACAUUUAUGGCGCCAGGGUUUUUGCUAACACUGACUUUUUUUCUUGCAACUUCAGUUUCCUCAUCAAUUAUUAUUGCAGAUCGACAUGAAGGAGUUUGGAACAGAAGUCUUGUUCAAGGUGUCAAAACAUCUGAGAUUUUAAUCUCUCAUUUACUGACACAGAUAACAGUUAUCAUUGUCCAAGUGACCGUCACAACCGUAAUUGCCUUCGUCCAGUACAGUCUUGACUGUCGUGGAUCACUUGCCGUCGUGAUUCUUCUAAUAUUUCUCAUGGGUAUCUGCGGCAUGUGCUACGGCUUCCUAGUGUCCGUCAUGUGCACGUCACACACAAUCGCCAACUACAUUACCACUGGUAGUUUUUAUCCAGUAAUUCUUCUCUGUGGGUGCAUUUGGCCGAUUGAGGGAAUGCCGAAUGUCUUGCAGUGGAUCAGCUUUAUCAUGCCGACGACGAUCCCCGGACUUGCUAUCAGGAGUAUAAUCGACAAAGGACACGACAUUGGUAAUCCUCAAGUGUAUCAAGGAUUCCUGGUCGUUGCAGGCUGGACAAUUAUUCUCGUACUUUUGUGUUUUCUCGGAAUGCGCACGAAAAAAUCUUAGAUUUAAUUAAAUUAAUCACUUAGCUGAGUUUAACUUCUAGUCAAUGCCCGAAGGAAGUGUUGUAUUUGUAAAUGUAAUAAUUAUUGUUAUUAAUAUAUAUAUAUAAAUAUAAAUAUAUGAUAUGGAU